AUGAUGUCUCAGUCUCUCAGGGCUUCGCGCUCCCUCUUCUCCCGCGUCUCUCGGCAACAGGUCCCCUCUGUCGCCCGCCGCACCUUCCUGACCUCCGCUGUCCGUCGGGCCGACCCUGUCCAGGAACUCUACCUCCGUGAGCUCCGUGCCUACAAGCCUGCGCCCAUCAAGCCCGGUGACGCUGAGGCCCACACUCAGAAGUUCAGCGUUCCUGCUGCCCCCAAAUCCCCCGAAGAAGCCAGCCUCGCCAAUGAAUUGAACUCCUACGAGACCCAGGAAGUUGAGGUUGAGGGCCAGGCCGCUACCGGCGAGGCCGCUCCCGUUGAGGAGAGCUGGUUUGAGGAGGAAGAGGAUGAGGCUCCCGCCGCUCACUAAGUUUCUUUAUAUCGUUAGAGAUUCAAGGUCCCAAGACUUGGGACUUAUAGAGACCGGGUCGGGACUUGCAACGUUUUCUUCUGUUGAGUUCUGAAGGAACUGUAAAUUAAAGCUACUUGGAGCACAUGAAAUUUUCCUUGAGUCCUCAUAUAUUGUCCUGAAGAACCAAAGUAGAAAAUAAUCCCGUUUUCAAUGUAGGGCAAUCAGUGUAGAGUGUGGAGCUGAUACUGACAGACUUGAAUAAGAAUAUCAUUUAAACCUCUGGCAUAACUGCACGGGCAAAGUGCUCACUCUAUUUGGACCUGGCAGUGGGAUGUCAGUAAGCAGAUUGAAUGGAACAAUCAUGACUUGAUUGUGCGACAUAUUGUAGUCAUUAUGCCGCCUAUAGUUAGUUAAUUAGGGUCCAUGACGCCAGAAUUUGAAAGAUAAUCCGUCG
Molecule: messenger RNA, 811 nt
Organism: Aspergillus versicolor CBS 583.65
Lineage: Eukaryota; Fungi; Ascomycota; Eurotiomycetes; Eurotiales; Aspergillaceae
Product: ATP synthase subunit H
Exons: 3
Coding region: 1-375 (124 amino acids)
Biological process (GO): proton motive force-driven ATP synthesis
Source: RefSeq, a predicted model, not a curated record